CCCGAAUGGUUUCUCCCUGUCCCCUUCAGUCAGUGUGUAACAACAUGGCGGCUCCCGGGCGGCAUGUCGGACGCUUCAUUCACAGAAACGGAAGAUUAUUGCUCAAUAACCUGCAGCAGACACGGAGCCACAGGAGUUUCGGUUGGACUGCAGCUCUGCGACAACAAGCUGCAGAAGCCGAUAAAGAAUCUACAGAGACCAUUGUCAUUCCAAGGAAGAAAACAUGGAGCAAGGAGGCGGUGCUGGAGGCUCUGGCGGCGACUGUCAGCAGGGAUCCUACAGCAUAUCCCUACCAGUUCCAAGACGAUUCAUACCUCGCUCCCAGGACUUCUCUUGAGUUUAAGCUGUUCUCUCUCUCUCAGGAGUCCGGCAGAUCUGCAGCCAAAUAUUUUGUCAACAGCAAUCCCAAGUUCUUCACUAAAGACUUUGCUGAACCGCAUAUACCAUGUCUGAUGCCAGAGACCGUGACACUGCAGCUGGAGGAGAUGAGCGAGGAAGCUCUGAAGGAACGGAUCAACUUGAGGAAAGUUACAGCUGCUGUUGACAUGUAUGAUCAACUGCUGCAAGCUGGCACGGCAGUCUCCGUGGAAACGACCCAUGACCUGCUUGACCUGAUCUGUCUCUAUUCUGACAGAGACCCCGUCCAGGAUGGACAACCACAGACCGAGGACAUGGAGGGUUCAGGAGCCGACCACAAGAAAAGGAAAUGGAGGGUCCGCCGGGCGUCAGACCUCCUCAAGGUCACUUGGAAAGAAAACAACAACGCGGAGAGAAUCUUUAACCUGCUGCCCGAGAAAGACACACGGUGCUACUCUGCUCUGAUCAGAGGCAUGGUGAUGCAUGGAGCCUAUGCAAAGGCCUUCAGCGUGUACACAGACAUGCUGAACAACAGGCUGACCGCUGACGUCCACAUCUUCAACGCUCUGAUCUCAGCAGCUCCAGACGUCCGAGAAAAAUACAACGAGAGAUGGGACGUCAUCACUGAGCUGUUGAACCAGAUGAGUCAACAGAAAGUCCAGCCCAACCUUCUGACCUUCAACAGCGUCCUCAAAGCUCUGAGACGCUGCGGCGCUUUAGGCAGACAACAAGCUCGACAGACUCUGAACGAGAUGAAGGCUCUGGGAAUAGCUCCCAGUCUGGCCACCUUCAACCACCUCCUGGCAGUCUUUUUCAAAGCAGGCUCCGUUGGAAAGAGCAAUGUCGAUAUUUUACAGGAAGUGAUGACAGAGCUGGCCGGAGCCAGCUUCACCUGCCAGGACCCCGAUGACGCUCUGUUCUUCUCCAGUGCUAUGAGGAUAUGUCUGGAUCAUAAAGAUCUGCACCUGAGCUAUAAGGUCCAGAGUCUCGUGGAAGUCGACGAGAACUGGAGGCUUCUGGGAGAUUCCUUCCAGCAGAGUAUUUACUAUGGGCGCUUCUUCAACCUGCUGUGUAUGAUGGAGCACAUCGACGUGGUGCUGAAGUGGUACAGACGGCUCAUUCCCUCGUUGUACUACCCAAACUCUCAGGGACUGAGGGACCUGCUGCAGGCUCUGGACACUGACAGUCGCCUGGAUCUGCUGCCCACUAUAUGGAAAGAUAUCCGCACUCUGGGUCAUGAUAAUAAGGCUGACCUGGUGGAGGAGGUGCUCAACCUGAUGGCCAGAGAGACACACAGUCCCGAGGUUCAGGAGUCUUUUGCAGCAUGUGCUCUGGAUGUAAAGAGCGUGUUCGAGGGAGACAGAUGGAGACCCGGUCUGGAGUGGAGCAACUCCUCCCUCUCGCACAUCUCCACCCUGCUGCUGCGAGCCAACAAGACCCAGCAGGCCUGGGACAUGCUGCAGCUCUUCAAAUCAAAGAACAGAGUUCCAACCGAGGGGCUGUUAGAGGACUUCCUGUCCGCGUGUCACAGCAACGGCUCUCCCCAGAGAGCAGUGGAGCUGGUCCAGCUUUCCGCAGCCUUCUGUCUCUCCGCAACGCCGAAGCUGGCAACGCGAGCGCUGGCCGAGUUUGAGCUAAGCGAGGAACAAAGAGCUGUGUUAUCUGAACUGGAGUCUGCGGGAGAGCCCUCUGACUGAAGCUGACGUUAAGUGGUUCACCCACUACGACGCCGAUCCAUUGAUAGAAAAACCUGCAGAGAGUGUACUUGUUAUAAAAAUGUAUGUCACAUAAAUAAAAUCUGAAACCUUU
This is a messenger RNA of Larimichthys crocea (large yellow croaker), 2166 nucleotides long. RefSeq names its product pentatricopeptide repeat domain 3 (gene ptcd3). Lineage: Eukaryota; Metazoa; Chordata; Actinopteri; Sciaenidae. The coding region runs from base 6 to 2054 and encodes 682 amino acids. Gene Ontology annotation, molecular function: protein binding; rRNA binding; ribosomal small subunit binding. The transcript is spliced from 23 exons. Gene Ontology annotation, cellular component: mitochondrion. Gene Ontology annotation, biological process: mitochondrial translation. The record is from RefSeq and is a predicted model, not a curated record.